Molecule: messenger RNA, 1191 nt
Organism: Phlebotomus papatasi
Lineage: Eukaryota; Metazoa; Arthropoda; Insecta; Diptera; Psychodidae
Exons: 2
Coding region: 86-1168 (360 amino acids)
Source: RefSeq, a predicted model, not a curated record
CGAAAUGUCAAAGUCACUGUGCCAUUUGUGUUUUGUUUGUGUUAUUCAAAGAGAAUUUUCUUAAAGUAUUCAGUGAUUUUUUAAGAUGUCAGUUUGCGUGGUGCGUGGUUGUAGCUCAAGCGGCCACCAUAUUUACGUAUUUCCGGAAGAUGAAGAAAUGAGAGAAAAAUGGUUCAACAGUUUCGUAGGAAAGGAACGCUAUCGUGAAUUUAAUAAGUCGCUUGCCGGAAUUUGUUCAAAGCACUUUAAGCCUUCUGACUUUGAAGAAAUCGAACUAGACACAAUGCAUGGCGAACUGAAAUUCGACGCUGUACCGUCUCAAAAUCUCUUCAGACCCGGUCAGUGUUUGACAAUUACUCUAGAUAUGUCUGACAGUGAGGAGGACGACCUAGUUUUAUCUAUUGUUAAAGAUGAGGAAGAAGUAGUGGAUGAAGCUGAUGUCAAGGUUACAUUAUCAGAUUACAUACAAAGUUUUCUAGAACUUCAGACUGAAUACCGCAACCGGAUUAAUGCAUCCCUUCUGGAAAAAUACUCAAUUGAGUGUCUUGACAAGUAUAUCACCUUCUACAAAUUGGACUUUGAACCAAAUGGUCAAGUAAGCAUUUCUACUAGCAUAACAAUAUCAAGGAACUUGAACAUAACAGUGUUUGCCCAUGGUGAACAAGUCACAGAAUCCAGUAAUGAGUUACAGGUAACUGGAAAAAUCAAUCUGUAUUCCAAGCUUCAGGACAUUCUGCAAGCUUUUGUGGAUUUUAAGAGUAAUUCCCUCCGGAAUUCCCCGUCUUUCAAAAACAAUCUCGCCCUAAGUAUUUAUGCACUGGAUGAGAUUCUAAAGAGUCGACAAGAACUAUCUGAUAGUGAUACAGAACUCACAGUAACCAAUAUCAAUACCAUCAAAGAUCAAUUGCUGCAAAUUCAGAACAGAGAUAAUAAGUUUUCCGUCUCAACGAUCGUCAAUUGUUUUAAUAUUCAUGCUGCGUCUCCUGAUGCUUACGAAUAUCUAAGGACCCUGAUGUUUCUACCUAAGGCGAAUGAACUUAAAGAAUUAAUGAAAGCUGAGACUGCAAACAUGUCAACUGAGAAUACUGAAGGAGAUCAGGGAAAUGUCAAUGAAGUAUCUUCAGAUGAAGGAUCAGACGUUGAAAUGCAUUUUCACAGUUGCAAAUAAAUUAGUUCAAGUGAUUCUUACAA